Molecule: messenger RNA, 1103 nt
Organism: Manduca sexta (tobacco hornworm)
Lineage: Eukaryota; Metazoa; Arthropoda; Insecta; Lepidoptera; Sphingidae
Gene: CPR36
Exons: 3
Coding region: 93-947 (284 amino acids)
Cellular component (GO): chitin-based extracellular matrix
Molecular function (GO): structural constituent of chitin-based larval cuticle
Source: RefSeq, a predicted model, not a curated record
GCUUAACUGAGGGUACUGAGUCAUCAUCAUUGCUAUUUCGGUCGCGUCAGUGGUGCGGUGCACGUUUAUAACAUUAAUACAAAUUAUAUAAAAUGCUAAUAACAAUAUUGAUGCUUACAUCGCUUUUAAUACAAGCCUAUAGUGUCCCUGACGGUGAUAACCAAGACCCUAUUGCAACAAAAGGAAGAUAUCAUUUCAAUCAUCCACCUUCUGUAGAAAAUUAUAAUCCGAUUGAAGAGUCUCUUCAGUACAGUGAAAAUACGGUUAAUAAACCAAGAAUAGACAGAGAACUUAGUUAUUCUGAAGAUGAUGUAGUAACUAACGACAAAACAUCUACGGAAAUAGUUCCAGAUCAACUAAGUAUUGAUAAUGUCCAGGUUGUAAAGAAGAAUGAAAUUAGGGAGCGUGUUCUUAGCAAUAAAGAAAAUUCUGCUUUAGAAGAAAUAGAGUCUACCAAAUUUAAAAAGCAAGAUGAAGUUAAAAGUAAAUCCAAGGAUACUGUUCGCAAAAGCAAAGUUAAAGUUCGAAAGCUUUCAAAAUCCCUUCAAGAAGCUCAAACCACUACAUUGAAGCCUAUUGUAAGUUCAAAUAGAAAAGAAAGAAGAGAGCGUGAUCCAGUCGUACCAAUCGUAGAAUCCGAAAAUCGUGUUUAUGGACACAAUGGCAAAUUUCAUUACAGUUACGUGGGCGGAGACGGCACGAGAGCGCUUGAGGAGGGAAAAUUAAAGGUUUUCGAUGAUAAAACAACUGGUGAGGCUGUGGAAGGAAGUUUUUCAUACACUGAUAAAGAUGGAAAUGAUUUCAGUUUGUCAUACACUGCCGACGAGAACGGCUACAGGCCGAUAGGGGCCCAUCUGCCCACUCCACCACCCAUACCACCCGCCAUCGCACGCGCACUGCAAUAUUUAGCAACAAAAACUGUCGUCGAAUCUACUACUAAAAUCUGAAGGUGGUAUUUAAAUUGAUAUGUAUACAAAACAAACAUAAAAAUAAUGGAUCAAAAUUUAUAAGAUGAAUAAAUAUUUUCGAGAAAGUCAUGACAAUAUCUUUUAAGACUGAUUUAUUUGUGAUUGUAAUUUUAAUAAAGUCUUCGAUAUUUAUCA